This is a messenger RNA of Colossoma macropomum (tambaqui), 1212 nucleotides long. Its product is annotated as fMet-Leu-Phe receptor-like. The coding region runs from base 160 to 1212 and encodes 350 amino acids. Lineage: Eukaryota; Metazoa; Chordata; Actinopteri; Characiformes; Serrasalmidae. Gene Ontology annotation, biological process: complement receptor mediated signaling pathway; positive regulation of cytosolic calcium ion concentration; inflammatory response. The record is from RefSeq and is a predicted model, not a curated record. Gene Ontology annotation, molecular function: complement receptor activity; G protein-coupled receptor activity. Gene Ontology annotation, cellular component: plasma membrane. The transcript has 3 exons.
CUGAAAGAGUGGAGGUUUAAAAAAACAAGGCGACAAAAGGGUAAACCUGACUAGAUAGGCAUAAAAUACAGUUGCAUACAAUUACACUUGAACUAUACAGUGAUGGUUUUCACUUAGAUACAGACUGAGCAGAAAGACACUUCAUCAUCUAAAUCCAGAAUGACCUCCAAUGGCACUCUCAUCCUUGUCCCCCAUGCCAGCAUCUUUGGCAAUAAUGGCUUAACAACAGUGGACAUUGAUGCUAUUAUGGACAACAUACUUAUUGUCCUUUACACCAUAACCAUCCUACUAGGCACAACUGGGAAUGCUGUGGUCAUCUGGAUGGCUGGGUUCUCUCUCAAGCCUAAUGUCACCAAUGUGUGGUUGGUCAACCUGGCUGUGGCUGACCUGAUUUUCUGCCUGACACGUGUCACCUCUUUGAUUAAGAAGCUCUUCUAUGAUCACUGGCCUUUUGGAAUCUUCCUCUGCAAGUUCAAUGGGUUCUUCAAAUAUGCCAACAUGUUCUGCAGUGUUUUUCUACUAGCUGUUAUCAGCAUGGACCGGGCGCUUUGUGUGUGGCAGCCAAUGUUAGCUAGGCGGCGACGGACUCUUCGUACAGCACGACUUGUCAGCUUAGGAGUUUGGAUUGUGGCAGUGAUCUUCAGUGCGCCAUAUUAUGUGCAUCGGCAAGUCUAUCUUGGCAAGAACAACUUGAGCAAGUGCUCUGUGGAGGUCAAGGAGUCAACCGAAGGCGACAACACAACUAAACUGGCCUUGUACAGCAUUCGCUUCACCUGCGGCUUUCUGCUGCCCUUCCUGGUCAUCCUUACUUGCUAUGCACUCGCUGGUUUAGGGAUACGGCGAACACGUAUCUCACGCAAAUCACGACCCCUUCGAAUUCUUGUUUCACUGGUCUGUGCCUUCUUCUUGUGCUGGGGGCCAUAUCACUGCCUCCUUUUGGCAAAGAUGGUGAAUAGCAAGAGCCAGGCAGUAAAAUUGGGUCUAUCCAUAGCGAAGGGCGUGGCCUACUUCAACAGCUGUGUGAAUCCACUCCUUUACUUCUGUAUGGGUCUGGACAUCAGGCAACGCUUUAGCCAAAGCUUGUCUGGGGUUUAUUGCAGAGCUCUAGCUGAGGACUGGGAUGGGCAGAUGUCACAGUCUCAGGAAGGGUCUGUAGACGAGAGUUCCAGCUGCAUUACAAAAGUCAAAGCAACAGGAUUGGCUAAAGUCUAA